This is a messenger RNA of Botrytis fragariae, 2055 nucleotides long. RefSeq names its product putative ubiquinone menaquinone biosynthesis-related protein. The transcript is spliced from 5 exons. Lineage: Eukaryota; Fungi; Ascomycota; Leotiomycetes; Helotiales; Sclerotiniaceae. The record is from RefSeq and is a predicted model, not a curated record. The coding region runs from base 1 to 2055 and encodes 684 amino acids.
AUGGCGGAUAGCACACGACCAGACCGCGAACACGGUCGAAGAAGAGAUUCACGUUCCAGAUCACCUAGGCGACAUCACUCGCAUUCUCAUCGGAGACGAUCGCCGCAUGGUAAUCAUCAUCGAAGCAAACGACCGACCGAAGCAGCACCAGAACUCCCAUAUAAUUGUAGGCCGAUCACGAAAAAUGAUUACGAGACAUUCGAACCAAUGUUUGCAUCGUAUUUGGAUAUUCAGAAAGGCAUAUUUCUGGAUGAGUUAGGGGAAACAGAAGUCAAAGGGAGAUGGAAGAGUUUCCUUGGAAAAUGGAAUCGUGGAGAACUCUCGGAGGGUUGGUAUGAUCCAUCAACAUUGCGAAAAGCCCAAGAAUCGGCGAGGGAAUACAAGGAAGAAAUAGCUCGAGAGUCAAAUCCGGUCCAGCCAAACGAACCUUCGUCGAGUUUGAGUCAGUGUGAACCAGAACAGAAAGACCAUGAAGUAGAAGGUGAUGGAGAUGAUAGUGAUGAUUCGAUGGGCCCAACAUUGCCAGGGGAGAUUAAUAAAUAUAGAAGGAAUAGGCCAGGGCCCAGUAUACCAAAUAUGGAAGAUUUAGAGCUUAGGAGAGAAAUGGCUCUUGAAGAUGGAUUAGCUCGCCGCGACGACGUAAGGUUCGAGCGAAAAAUUGAUCGCAAACAACAAAAGGAAGCGCUGGAUGAAUUGAUUCCUCGUGCUGAAGCUGGGACACGAGAACGGCAAUUGGAAAAGAAGAAAGAAGUUAACGAAAAGAUGAGAUCAUUUAGAGAGAAAUCUCCUGGUGCGGCAGAAGUUCCGGAUACUGAGUUGAUGGGCGGCGAUGAAGGAAUUGAAGGAUUUAAGAAAAAGAAAGAAGAAUUUCAGCGCAAGAAGAAUGAGAGAGAACUGAGAAAGGAAGAAAUAAUGAGGGCUAGACAAGCCGAAAGAGAUGAGAGGCUACAGGAGAAGAGGAUGAUGCACACUGGACUGAGGGUCAAUCGUUUGCGUUGUUUGAAUGAAGUCAAUCGUAGCUCUGGUCUAUUUCGCCACUCUAUAAGCACAACGACAAACUCCAAGUCCAAGACAAGUUUUGGACCCUGCUCCACCCCCCCUCCUCCCCCUCCAUCAUCAGCGAAACAACAUCCACUUCGAGGUAGGAAAUUCGCCUUGAUAGGAAGUAGUAUCGCUGCUUUGAUAUUUGCUGGCUACUCUUCCUAUUUAUUUGUUCUACUCAAUAAAGAACCUACCGAAUCUUCUUCCUCCAAAGUUCAAGCUGAUGUCUCAUCCCGCUAUGACACCAUUGCGUCUACAUUUGAUUCGGAAGUUGACUGGACGGAAUGGAGUAUGGGAAUCACGAAGAUGCGCAAAAAAUUAGCGCAAGAAGCACGUGGAGAUGUACUCGAAGUAUCUAUUGGUACAGGCAGGAAUUUAGAGUAUUAUGACUGGGAUUUCAAAGGAUUUAAUGGUGUUGGGAAACUUCAAAAAGUGGGGGGUAUUAAGAAGGGGAAAGUUAAGAGUUUUACGGCUGUUGAUAAAAGUGGUGAGAUGUUGGAAGUUGCCCAUGAAAAGUUCUCGACAAUGUUUCCAGGAGUCUUGGGUGUGAGAUGGAUAAUUCAAGAUGCUUCCGAGAAAAUACCAGGCCCCCCUCGAAAUGCAAACGAAACAAGCGGGAAUAAAACCGCAAAAUAUGAUACAGUAAUUCAAACCAUGGGGUUAUGUUCCGCUGCUGAUCCGGUAGGACUAUUGAAGAAUCUGGGGGAGUGUGUGAAAGAAGAUGAAGGGCGCAUACUAUUGUUGGAGCAUGGAAGAGCAAAAUGGGAUUGGUUAAACAGAGCGUUGGACAAUAGUGCAGAAGGGCAUGCAAAGCUUUUCGGAUGUUGGUGGAAUAGAGAUUUGGGAAAGAUUGUCGAAGAGAGUGGGCUUGAAGUUGUGAAUAUUAAAAGACGACAUGGCGGAACGACCUGGAGGAUUGAGUUGAAAAAGCCCAGAGCCACACCAAAAGACAGUGGCGUGAAAGUUGCGACAGAAGAAAAGACACAGGAGGCAACCAAAAAGGGAUGGUGGUAA